Messenger RNA from Striga hermonthica, 1368 nucleotides. The record is from the annotation of a GenBank genome assembly. NCBI's taxonomy places the organism in Eukaryota, Viridiplantae, Streptophyta, Magnoliopsida, Lamiales, Orobanchaceae.
AUGAGGAAAAGGACCCGUCUUGCAGCUCCCGAGGAAGUUUUUGGUCCCGAGGAUUAUAUAAGCUCGUUAACCGAUGACAUUCUAGUUUCGAUUUUGUCUCGUGUGAAACUAAAAGAAGCUGCAGUCACUAGCAUUUUAUCUAGAAGAUGGCGGUAUGUGUGGACCCACUUGGCCCGGUUCAAUUUCAACGGUAACAAAAUGCUGGAUAAAACUGCAGCUAAUCGGAAACUAAAAUCAUCCGAGAGGCCUAAAUACAUCAACUGGGUCAACCGGGUCGUGAGGCAGCAUAAAGGGGAGAUUGUUGAUUCUGUUCGUAUAUGUUUCGAUUUGGACAAGAGUUCGAAAUGUGCUCUGGACAAUUGGGUUAAAUUCGCAAUCUCGAAAGGUGUCCAAAGGCUCGAGCUUGACUUGUUAGAAAAUAGUGAGACGCUUAGGCAGCCCAUGCGUAAUUACACUUUCCCAUAUAAGCAAUUGUGUAAAAAGAUGUCAAUGAAAAAUGUCAUGCGCCCGAAUUUCGGGCAGAUGAAGUGUUGUCUGAAAGCUCUCUCCUUGAAAUGUGUGACUGUGAGUGAGGAGGCUUUCGACUGUAUUCUAUCCGAAUGCCCACUUUUGAAAUAUUUGUCCAUACACGGCUCGGGGGACUUGGUGAACGUGAAAGUAUGCAGACCCUCUCUUAUGUUGAAGCACUUGGAGAUAGUGUUCUGUUUGGGGAUAGAGACGAUCGAAAUCUCGAACGUGAACCUCGUGUCGUUUAGUUAUUUGGGUCCUGGGAUUGAUUUAGUCAUUAACAAUGUGCCGAUGCUCGACGAGAUCUCCAUAGGGGAAGGCUACUCGGGAUUGGAGAACAACGUUUUUGGACAGCUCUCGUGUUGUCUUUACCAAUUGGAGGUUCUUACGUUAGAGAUAUACCGUCCUGAGGAGAAUAUAAAGAUUUCAGCAUUUCCUGAGCUGCCGAAACUGAAGAAGCUGAUUCUUAAAGUCGGGGCAUGGAAUGAUGACAGUCUCCUCGAGUUCACUUCUCUAGUUAAGGCGUGUCCUAAUUUGAACAGAUUCGUAUUGCAGCUAAUAUGGAUGGCGCCAGCUAAGAGGAGACGAAGAAUACGAAAGGCUGCAAAAUGUGCCCAUAAGUUCUUGAAACUGGUCGAGAUUGUCGGGUAUUACGGGCGAACAAGUGAAGCCGAGCUCGUAUUCUACUUUAUCGAGAAUGCACUUUCUCUCCAGAAAAUCACGAUCGACCCUCGCAACCAGAUUCUCGGGAGAUUCCCUGGUGGGCCCGACCAAAUCAAGAAAGAGGAAUCAGCUCGAAAACGGGCCCGGAAGCAGAUCGAACCCAAGAAACCUCCCGGUGUCCAGUUGAUAAUUCUUUAA